Striga asiatica is the source of this 2453-nucleotide messenger RNA. The record is from the annotation of a GenBank genome assembly. Lineage: Eukaryota; Viridiplantae; Streptophyta; Magnoliopsida; Lamiales; Orobanchaceae.
GAGAGAGAGAGAGAGAGAGAGAUGAGAGGAAGGAGAAUUUUUUACCGGGAAGUGCUACUGUUCUUGGCUAUGGUGGGUGUGGAGAGCUUAAACGUCGGCCAAAACACGAUUUACAAAGCCGCCGUCACAAAGGGCCUCAACUACCACGUUUUUAUGGUGUACUCUUAUGCCAUUUCUGCCCUCGUCCUACUCCCUCUCGCCUGCCUUUUCCACAGGGAAACAAGGCUCCCUCCACUUUCUAUUGUCAUGCUUGGCAAAUUUUGCAUCCUUGGGUUUCUUGGAUUUGCAGGGCAAUACUUGGGAUAUUUAGGCAUUGCAUACAGUAGUCCAACUUUAGGUUCAGCCAUGAGCAAUCUCUCUGCUCCUUGCACCUUUUUGCUCGCGGUUCUUUUCAGGCUUGAAAAGCUUAAACUGGGAAGUUUAAGUAGCCAGGCGAAAAUCGUGGGGACCCUAGUGUCGAUAUUGGGUGCUUUAGUAGUUGUACUCUAUAACGGCCCAUUGCUUAUAACUGGCAAUCACGACAAAUUAACACUGUCUAAUGCCUCCAUUCUUUCGGAUGCUAUAUCUGAUGCUCGGUCCAAUUGGAUAGUGGGUGGUGGCUUACUCGCGUGCUGUUAUGUUACAUCCUCUAUUUGGUACAUUUACCAGAGUAAAGUUGUUAUAGAGUAUCCAGCAGAGUUUAUAUUGGUUUUUUUCUACAGUCUUUUUGCUUUCUUCAUUUCCUUGGCCGUAGGUAUUGCCUCCGAGCCAAAUUUGAGUCCGUGGGUAAUACAUGCUGAUGUUCGGUUGUGGUCGAUUUUUAUAAUGGUCCACACUUGGGGCCUGCACGUGAAAGGGCCCGUUUACGUAGCCUUGUUCAGGCCUUUAUCGAUAGCCAUUGCAGCCAUUUUGGGUGUCAUAUUCCUCGGUGACGAUCUCUACUUGGGAAGCGUGAUUGGAUCCAUAGUUAUUACGGCGGGGUUCUAUACGGUUCUGUGGGGGAAAGCGAAAGACGGAAAUCUUGUGGAAACGUCGUCAAAAGACACAAUUGCCCCUCUUCUAAAAAAAUAAUAAAAAAAAAAAAAUCAGCCAUGGCUAUAACAAGAGGAAACUAUAUUCGCCAGGAAAUUAUUCCGUUUGUGGCGAUGGUGGUGGCAAGCUGCACGACGGUGGCAAGCAGCACGAUUUUCAAGGCGGCGGUUUCGAAGGGUUUAAGCUAUCACAUCUUCAUGCUCUAUACAUAUGCUAUUUCUGCUAUUGUGGUUGCUCCUCUUUCCUACAUUUUCCAUAGAAAGUCAAAACUUCCUCCAUUUACAACGGGGAUCAUGCUGAAAUUUUGCUCGCUCGGGGUUUUAGGGUUUGUAACACAAUAUCUUGGGAAUUUUGGCAUUGCUUUGAGCAAUCCAACUUUGGGUUCAGCCAUGAGCAAUCUCACCCCUGCCACUACUUUCAUUCUCGCAAUUCUCUUCAGGAUGGAAAAGAUAGAUUUAAGAAGUUCAAGCAGCCUGGCUAAGAUCAUGGGCACGAUCUUAUCCAUGGUAGGCGCCUUUGUAGCCGUUCUGUAUGAAGGCCCACCAAUCAUAGGCCACACGGCCCAUAACUCAAUGGGCCUACCAUUACUAUCUUUAUCGGUCCAGUCGAACUGGAUCGCGGGCGGCCUUGCUCUGGCAGCUGAGUACAUCCUCGUCUCCAUAUGGUACACCUAUCAGGCCAAAGUUAUCAAGAAAUACCCAGCAGAAUUUGUGUUGGUCUUUUUCUACAAUGUGACUUGUUGUGCCAUGUCACUUGUUGAUUGUCUAUUUAGGGAGCAAAAUUUUGAUGCAUGGAAAGUGAAGCCCGAUGUGCGCCUGAUUUCCAUAUUAUAUGCGGGAACACUAGGAACUGGACUCACUAUUCUCAUACACUCUUGGGGAUUACACGUUAAGGGCCCCGUCUAUGUUGCACUAUUUUUGCCUAUGUCUAUUGCAAUUGCAGCUAUCAUGGGACUAAUUCUACUUGGUGAUACACUUCACCUUGGCUGUAUAUUGGGAUCCAUAAUUAUAUCUGCGGGUUUUUACACUGUGAUUUGGGGGAAGGCGAAAGAAGAAAAUGGAGAUAAUAAACAUGAAAGUUCUGAAGAUUUGGAGUCAUCGCCAUAUGCAAGCUCAUCUGCACCACUUUUGGAAUAAUGGACAUUAAUUAUAAUUAUGAUUGUGGUAAUUCUGUUGUUAAGUAGAUUAUGAUACUAGUAAAUAUUUAUACUUUUAAAUUGAAAUGUUAUACUUUAAAAAAACAAUAUAAGCUAAAGUAUGACAUUUCAUAACAUGGGUAUGUAUUUUUUCGUAAAAAAAAAAUAUAACGGAUCGACUUUGACUAACAAUUAGGUUACCUCAUUUAUAAUUUUAAUGAAUACUAUGAGUCUUUGAUGAAGGAUGUGUAAUUGAUUUGUAAAUUGUAAUUAACAUUUUAAUUUCUUGUUCCCUGUUUAAUAAUUU